Salvia miltiorrhiza (redroot sage) is the source of this 1762-nucleotide messenger RNA. RefSeq lists its product as uncharacterized. The transcript has 4 exons. Gene Ontology annotation, molecular function: RNA binding. Bases 175 to 1422 code for a protein of 415 amino acids. The record is from RefSeq and is a predicted model, not a curated record. NCBI's taxonomy places the organism in Eukaryota, Viridiplantae, Streptophyta, Magnoliopsida, Lamiales, Lamiaceae.
AUCCAAACGCGGCCUUAUAAAACUGAAGAACACUCUUCGAACACAGUUCUUUCCAACUCCCCUUAUCUAAAAUUCAAUCUUUUAAAACUUCCUAGUAUCAAAACCAGUUAAAAAUCCUAAUCAAGAUUCGAGCGUGUGUGGUGUGGUCAUUAUUCAGAGAAUCGCGUGAACGAAAUGCUGGGUUUCCGAAGAUUUCCGACGCAGUUACAGCACAACGUUGUUUUCCAGAAUCCCAUCACAAACUAUCUUCAAUUGCCUCCCCAAUCCCACUUCCCACAUUCAGCCCGCCUCAACUUGGAAGCUGUUCUAGUAAAAACACGAAGUGGGUUGUGCUGCAACGCCUUGAAAACCAACAAAAAAGGCGGCUAUAGCGUGAAAGGAACAGACGAAGCUGACGAAUUCGAAGACGAAGAUUUUGACGUCGAGUUCGUAGAAGACGGCAAUGGCGGAGGCGAAUUGGACGAGGAUGAAGAUGACGUCUUUAUUCCUCUGAAAGAUAUGAAGAAGUGGCUGGAGAGGCGGCCGCGUGGGUUCGGCGAAGGCAAAGUGUACGAUACUACGAUUGAGGAUCAGUUGAUGGAAGAAAUCGAGCAAAGUAGGGUAGCCCAGCUUGCAAACGUGAAAAAACUCAAGGAAAAUCCACUAAAACCCACUCCCAAGAAAGACAAAGAACCUCAACCUAUCCAUGAUGGAUUUCGAGUGCGUUUGGUCAAUCUUCCUAAGAAGAAGAACAUUCAUAAGGAUUUACGACUAGCAUUUCAAGGAUUUCCUGGAAUAGUAAAUAUAGUCCCAGUAGUUUCUGGAAAUGAAAAAACAAGGGAUCCAGUUUGCAAAGGAUUUGCUUUCGUCGACUUCAAGAAGGAGAAUGAAGCACAUAGAUUUGUGCAGAAAUUCACAGGUAAAAGCAUAGCCUUCGGCAAGGUUGAAAAGCAAAUAAAAUGUGAAAUGGUGAAUUUAAAGCUGCCGAAGGCUGAAUGUGAUCAAUCAGUGGAUGGGAGUAACGACCCUUCUCGACAAUCCAUUCUAAACUCCAAUGAAGCGACCGAUGGUUCACUGCUGCAUUCAUCGGAAGAGAGUGUAGCUAGUGAAGUCAGUGAUGCAGAUGAGAGGCGUGAUGUAUCUGGACAAUGGGAAGAAGAUGAUGGAGGGAUCAACGUUGCCUCAACUACCACCGGCUCUGAUUUAGCUGAUGAACCGGAUGAAGGAAAAGAGUCUGCAAUCGACACCAAGCAGACAAGAAAAGCAAAGAAGCGUCCAAAAAAGGUGGCAUCAAGACGAGUGAAAGCCAAUGUUCCAACACUAGACAUACCGGGAUCUGCCAAGAAGCUGAAAAUUAGAGAGCAGGCGGUACUCUCAGGCGUAUUUUCAAAAUACGGAGCAGCCGCUGCUUCAACUGUAAAGGUAAAAGAACAGAGUAGAUAGCAGAAGAAGAGUUAUUUUGUGUUUCAAGAAUGUGAGGGAAUUUCUCUAGCACCUCGUUCAGAAAUUGUGAGCUUUCUGCCUUGUUAAAUUCAUUUGACGUUGUUUCUUCACUGCUCUGUAGAAAUCAGCUUAGAUUGAUGGACAUGGUUGAGCAUUAGAAUCUGGUAUUCCAUUUACUAUUGCAUCGUCACUACCACUUGCGUCGUCGAUCUAUAUAUAUUGAUGAUAUCAUUUUAUAUACACCGUGUAUGCUAAAAUUUGUAUAAAUACUAUCUGUAGUCUGUAACGAAUAAUAUUCUCUCUGUUUUUUUUUUUACUUAGAAGAGAGGUUUGAACUCUA